AUGAGAAGUUACAAUUAUUCAUUAAAAAAAUUUUUGUUUGAAAUUUACAUCAUUAUUGUAAUAAUUUUCUUUACGCUUAUUCCAAUUGUAAUUUCGGGGCAACAAAAAACUCCAUAUUUUGAUCCAAACAUACAAUCAUGUGUAGAAUGUCAAAAAAAUUAUUCUACAAUAGACUCAUGUACGAAAUCAAACGAAAUAUUCAAAAAUUUUAGUAGUGUCUUAUACGAUCCCCUGGGAUUUGUCGAAGCUGCAAAGUGUGCAUGUCUUGAUACAUUUCUAAAAGUUUAUCCAUUAUGUGUGGAAUGUUUUCAAGCUACAAAUCAACAGAACACCACAUUGAAUACUGAUGGAACGCCACCUUCAAUUGAAUAUAUUAGAGAUGCUUGUGCAGCUGUUGCUUCCAUCACAAGCAAUUCCAGUACAACUAUUGUUGCUUAUCCCUCGACCACUACUGGACCUUUUGGUUAUCGACCAACAACAAGUGGAGUGAAGGAUAUUAUUGUUAAUGUUGGUAGUAAUGGAUUAUGGGUUAAUACUUUUAUUAUAUUUAUUACUGUUAUAACAUUAAUGUUACAGAAUGGUUGUAUGUAA
Molecule: messenger RNA, 591 nt
Organism: Entrophospora sp. SA101
Lineage: Eukaryota; Fungi; Glomeromycota; Glomeromycetes; Entrophosporales; Entrophosporaceae
Source: the annotation of a GenBank genome assembly